AUGGGGAAAGAUCGCGUUGGCGCCUCUGGAAAGAAAUUCCGUAUGACACUUGGUCUCCCUGUUGGUGCCGUCCUCAACUGUGCCGACAACAGCGGUGCCAAGUCACUAUUCAUAAUCGAGCCUUAUGGUUUCGGUGCACGACUGAACAGAUUGCCUGAUGCUGGUGUUGGUGACAUGGUCGUUGCAUCAGUAAAGAAGGGGAAACCUGAACUGAGGAAAAAAACUAUGCCCGCUGUUGUUGUCCGCCAACGCAAGGCAUGGCGUCGGAGAGAUGGUGUUUUCUUGUACUUCGAGGACAACGCCGGUGUUAUCGUUAACCCCAAGGGUGAUAUGAAGGGCUCCGUCAUCGUUGGCCCUGUCGCAAAAGAAUGUGUUGAUCUGUGGCCUCGUAUUGCAGCUAAGGCUGGCUCUGUUGUAUGA
Molecule: messenger RNA, 420 nt
Organism: Suillus fuscotomentosus
Lineage: Eukaryota; Fungi; Basidiomycota; Agaricomycetes; Boletales; Suillaceae
Product: 60S ribosomal protein L17/L23
Exons: 5
Coding region: 1-420 (139 amino acids)
Biological process (GO): translation
Cellular component (GO): cytosolic large ribosomal subunit; ribosome
Molecular function (GO): structural constituent of ribosome; large ribosomal subunit rRNA binding
Source: RefSeq, a predicted model, not a curated record